Messenger RNA from Prosopis cineraria, 1248 nucleotides. Its product is annotated as leucine-rich repeat receptor-like serine/threonine-protein kinase SKM1. The annotation marks the transcript as partial. Gene Ontology annotation, molecular function: receptor serine/threonine kinase binding. The transcript is spliced from 9 exons. Lineage: Eukaryota; Viridiplantae; Streptophyta; Magnoliopsida; Fabales; Fabaceae. The record is from RefSeq and is a predicted model, not a curated record.
GAGACAUUCCAAUAGAGAUUGGCCUUCUUCAAAAUCUAAAAUUUCUAUAUUUGGGUGCUAAUAAGCUUUCUGGCCACAUACCAUCAAAUAUCUUCAAUAUAUCAGAGUUGCAAGAAAUUGAUUUAAGCUGGAAUAAUUUGUCAGGAAGUAUUCACUCUAAUAUGUGUCAUGGACUUCCAAAUUUACAAAUGCUACAUCUUCAGGACAAUGAAUUAUCAGGAGCCCUGCCAUCUAAUUGGAUACAAUGCAAAGAGCUCAAAGACUUACAAUUAGAAUACAACUCUUUGAUAGGUGAUAUACCAGAAGGUAUUGGAGAACUGGAUAUGCUUCAAGAGCUAUAUCUUAAUCAUAAUAAUUUACAAGGCCAUAUACCAAAAGACAUCGGAAACUUGACCGAGCUUCAAUUGUUAUAUCUUAGUGACAAUAACUUGAAAGGUGAUAUACCAGAAGAUAUUGGAAAAUUGGAUAUGCUUCAAGGGCUAUGUCUUGAUCAUAAUAAUUUACAAGGAAUUCCCUCUAAUAUAUGUCAUGGACUUCCAAAUUUACAAAUGCUAAAUCUUCAAGACAAUGAAUUAUCAGGAGCCCUGCCAUCUAAUUGGAUACAAUGCAAAGAGCUCAAAGACUUACGAUUAGAACAGAACUCUUUCACAGGAGACAUUCCUAAUGAGAUUGGUAAUCUUAAAAGCCUAAGAAUUCUAUAUUUAGAUGUCAAUCAGUUUUUUGGCCAAAUACCGUUAACUAUCUUCAAUAUAUCUGAGUUACAAAAUAUUGAUCUAAGUUGGAAUAAUUUGUGGGGAGGCAUUCCUUCUAAUAUAUGUGAUGGUCUUUCAAAAUUACAAAUUUUGUUUCUUGGAAACAACAAAUUAUUUGGAGCUAUACCAUCUAGUUGGAUACAAUGCAAGCAGCUCAAGGAGUUACAAUUAGAAGAAAACGCGUUCACAGGAGAUCUACCAGGAGGCAUUGGAAGCUUAACUAUGCUUCAAGUGUUAAAUCUUCGUUACAAUAACUUAAAAGAACAUGGAGCUACUGGAGUUGUUUCAACAAAAGUAGAUGUAUAUAGCUAUGGAAUUAUAUUAAUAGAAGUGUUCACAAGAAAAAAACCAACAGAAGACAUGUUUGCCUCAAGAUUGAACUUGAAGAGUUGGAUUCUGCAGGGAAGAACCAAAAUAUGCAACAAAAGAAGAAAGAAAAAUGCGGAGGAGAAUUUAGUUCAAGGAAGGUGAAGAGCAAUGGUCAAUAUGGAUUGUG